Gymnogyps californianus (California condor) is the source of this 2589-nucleotide messenger RNA. RefSeq names its product inter-alpha-trypsin inhibitor heavy chain 4 (gene ITIH4). The record is from RefSeq and is a predicted model, not a curated record. Gene Ontology annotation, molecular function: serine-type endopeptidase inhibitor activity. The transcript is spliced from 22 exons. Gene Ontology annotation, biological process: hyaluronan metabolic process. NCBI's taxonomy places the organism in Eukaryota, Metazoa, Chordata, Aves, Accipitriformes, Cathartidae. Bases 1 to 2589 code for a protein of 862 amino acids.
AUGGAGGAGAGAACGUUGCUCGCUUUGAUGGUCUUUUCCUCACUCGUAGUGUUAGCAGAAACUAUUGCUCAAAAGCAUGCUAUUGAAAUUUACAGCCUCCAUGUGGACUGCAAGGUCACAUCACGAUUUGCUCACACUGUCAUCACCAGCAAAAUUGUCAACCGAGCUAAUGCGUCCAGAGAGGCGACCUUUGAAGUGGAGUUACCCAAGACAGCCUUCAUCACCAACUUCUCCAUGUCCAUCGAUGGUAAAGUAUACCCAGGAAUAAUAAAGGAGAAAGCUUCUGCUCAAAAGGAAUAUGACACUGCGGUCUCACAUGGGCAGAGCGCCGGCCUUAUCAAAAUCACAGGCAGAAAACUGGAGCAAUUUCACGUGUCUGUCAGCAUUGCAGCCGCCAGCAAAGUCACUUUUGAGCUGACCUACGAGGAGCUGUUGAAGCGGCAGCUGGGGAAGUUUGAGCUGUUGAUCAAGGUCCGACCGAAGCAGCUUGUUAAGCACUUCCAGAUUGAUGUGCACAUCUUCGAGCCCCAAGGCAUACGCUUCUUGGAGACAGACAGCACGUUCAUGACAAAUGAGUUAACUGAGGCGCUCACAAAAGUGCAGAACGAAACCAAGGCUCAUAUUUUAUUUAAGCCAACUGUAGAUCAACAGAAGAUAAAUCCUGAACUCGAUGAAACCCUCCUCAAUGGUGAUUUUGUUGUGCGUUAUGAUGUUAAGAGAGGUGCCACUGCAGGUGAUAUACAGAUUGUCAAUGGGUACUUUGUGCAUUACUUUGCACCCCGUGAAAUGCCAGUGUUUCCCAAAAAUGUCAUCUUCGUUAUAGAUCGAAGUGGCUCCAUGGCAGGCAGAAAAAUUGAACAGACGAGGGAUGCCCUGCUGAAGAUUUUGCAAGACCUCCGCCCAGAAGAUCAUUUCAGCUUUAUCACCUUUAACAGCAAAGUGGUGGAGUGGAAGAGCUCUUUGCUGCAAGCCACUGCAGAGAAUGUGGCGAGUGCUGCAGGAUUUGUGCAAGCUCUUUCUGCUAGUGGAGGCACAGAUAUCAAUCGUGCCCUGCUGACUGCCGUGAACGUGCUGGAUACAGCCGAGAGGCUACCAGAACGGAGCGUCUCCAUGAUUAUUUUGCUGACAGAUGGCCAGCCCACUUCUGGUGAGAGUAAUGUGGAAGUAAUUCAAGAAAACAUUCAGAAAGCAGUCAAUGGGAAAUACGCUCUUUUCUGCCUUGGCUUUGGGUUUGAUGUCAGUUAUAAGUUCCUGGAGAAAAUGGCCCUAAGCAAUGGGGGAAUAGCACGUCGUAUAUAUGAAAACGCUGAUGCAGCCUUGCAGCUCCAGGGCUUUUAUCAAGAGGUGGCUACCCCAAUAUUAAUGAAAAUUGAAAUGCAGUAUCCAGAAAAUGCCGUUGAGGGAUUAACCAAGAACAAUUUCAAGCUGUUUUUUGAAGGAUCUGAAAUUAUAGUAUCUGGGAAAAUUAGCAAUGAGCUUGAUCUUCUGCCAGUAGAAAUUAAAGCUCAGUCACAUGCUAGUGACUUGACUCUUAAAGAAGAAGCAAAUGUCAAAGAGAAGGAGCAAGUAUUUCAAAAUCAAAGUUACAUCUUUGGAAAUUUCAUAGAGAGACUGUGGGCUUACUUAACCAUUCAACAGCUUCUGGAAAAAUCUAUUUCAGCACAAGAAGAGGACCAGAAAACCCUGGAGGCGCAAGCCUUAGAGCUGUCUCUGCGGUACAGCUUCGUUACGCCCCUCACUUCCAUGGUGGUCACCAAACCCGCUGCCCAGCAGCAGACAGAGCUGGCGAACAAACCCACCGAAGCUGAUAAUGAGAAGCGCAGCAGUUUUCCAGUAGGAGAUGCUUAUAGACUGAGGAGUGGAUCACCUCCUGGUCGAAGGCGCUCUGAGCCCCAGUCUGGCAGCAACAAGAAGCUGUUGUCAGUAGUUGCCAGGCUAAGAGACAAAAUGAGAGCACAACCUCUUGCCGACGAAUAUCCACAGCUUCUCUUGCAAUUACCCAAACAAAAUGAAAUAAUCUGCUUAAAUACUGAUGGAAAAGCGCAGCCCUCUGUCCACCUGCUGUCAGAUCCGGAGCAAGGACUCACUGUGACGGGGAAACUUGGGGACAGAAUAAAUCACUUUGUGCAGUUUGAAAUUACCUAUGUGAAUCCCCCUGCGCGAAUCCACGUCUCCACGGAUGAGAUUGUCCUAAGCCACAAUAACGGGAGCACUCGGCUGCCAUGGACAGAGUCAGCCACCUCCACCGUCCAGGGGCUGAAAGUCUCAGUUGAAAAGGAAAGGAGCGUUACAGCAUCAUUGUCUGAUACGGUCACAGUUAAAAUUUCCUUUGUAAAGUUUCCAGAUUAUUUCCUUGGGCUGUAUUUCCUGAACACCGACCGUUUUUCCGACAAAGUCAGUGGAGUUCUGGGUCAAUUUUAUUCAAAAGCACAAUUUGAGAAUAAUUCCAACAUCAAUCAGAGAGCUGACGAAAGACUCCUAAGUGUGUCUGGCGCUGAGCACAAAGUUACCAGGCAAUACAAGAAAGAUUACAGGCUUGAGUCCAGCAAUGAUCCUGUUUCCUGCUGGUCAAUAGAUGUAACUCCCUAG